AUGGCAGAUUCUAAUCGGAUAGAGGACCUUAUCAAACGUCCUCUUUAUGGUCAGUUCACUCUGUUUAUGAUUGGAGAGAGGCAACAUUUGCUAAUUUGCGCAGUCUAUGAUCUGCCUUCGGAGCUUCUUGCGACUCUGCGCGCCAAAACCGCGAAUCACGCAGGUGCUGCGCAAUCCCCCGAGUCGGCCCUUGUUCAAGUCGACGAUCCAGAGCUCGCCGCUCAGGAAGCUACUGUCGCAACAACCACACAAUGUUCUCUUUGCAAAGUAACAUACUCCAAUGUGCAAGAGCAGCGCAGUCACGUUCGCUCUGACCAUCAUCGCUAUAACAUCAAAGCGCAAUUGCGGGGAAAUGAGCCUCUGGAUGAGCUCCAAUUCGCAAAAGCAGUGGGAGAACUUGACGAGUCAAUAUCAGGGUCAGAGUCGUCGGAAACGGAGGACGAUGACGCGGAUGGUGCCAACGACACCACGCUCACUGCCUUGCUGAAGAAACAGGCCAAGCUUACCGAAGCAAAUGACGAGGCAAUGGAAGGCGCGACAGCCAACGUCGAACAACAAGCACCUGUCUACCUGGUGGAAUCUCUGCAAAAGAAACAGCUGGAGCCCAUCAGACCGCAAGCGAAUCAGAACCACAGCCAGACUCAGCCGGCACCCAAGAGUCCACACGUUUUCAUGUGCAUGAUCGGCGGCGGUCAUUUCGCAGCCAUGUUGGUGUCGCUGGCGCCUGAGAUCCACCGCAAGCAGGGUGGUGCGGAAGAGAGACAGGCAAAGGUCAUUGCGCAUAAAACCUUCCAUCGAUACACAACGCGAAGAAAGCAAGGUGGCACUCAAUCGGCUAGCGAUGCGAGCAGAGGUGCUGCUCAAUCAGCAGGUUCCAGCCUUCGUCGGUACAACGAGGCCGCGUUGGAAAAGGAUAUUCGAGAGCUUCUUCACGACUGGCGAGAGAUGAUUGACAGUGCAGAGCUUCUCUUUGUGCGUGCUACCGGCAAGACCAACAGAAGAAUUCUGUUCGAGAAGUACGAGGGAAAUGUGCUAAAGCAAAAUGAUCCUCGACUGAGGGGAUUUCCUUUCAACACCCGCCGUGCCACACAAAGCGAGCUUUUGCGAUCCUUCAAGGAGCUCACUCGCGUUAAGAUUAGCGAGGUUGACGAGGCUGCGUUGGCUGCUGCCGCGGAAGCAGCUAAGCAGAAAGAGGAGUCCAAGAUAACUGUACCACGUCCACAGCCUCAAAAACCCAAGCUAACACAAGAAGAAGAGGCCGCUCUGUUACACACAACGCAAAUACAAGCUCUCAUCCGGCGUUCUAAGAUUCCGGCGUUGAUGACCUACCUGACGAAUAACUCUAUACCUGCGUCGUUCCAAUUUCAGCCGGUGGACUCACCGCAGAACUUCCGUUGCCCCACGCCUCUUCAUCUCGCUGCGAACAAUGACAAUGCCGCUGUCGUCGCCGCACUUCUUUCCCGCACAAAUGCAGACCCAACUGUGACCAAUGGAGAAGGACGCACACCAUUUGAGCUUUGUGGUGAGCGUCCGACUCGUGAUGCUUUCCGCAUUGCCCGUCAUGAGCUCGGCGAGUCAAAGUGGGACUGGACGGCAGCCAAAGUGCCACCCGCGAUCUCCAAGGCGGACGCAGUCAGUCGUCUUGAGAAGGAGAAGCAGGAAGCACUUGACGAAGAAGCAAAUCGUCGCAAGGCUAGUCUAGAACGCCUCAAACGAGAAGACGCGGAGAGAAAGGCCCAGCAACUUGCCAAGUCUGGCGGUAGACUUUUGGGAGCGAUGGAAAAGACCGCUGCCGAGAAACGUGAUGAGGAGACUCGAGGUAUGACCCCGGAGAUGAGGAUGCGGCUCGAAAGAGAACGGCGAGCGAGAGCAGCAGAGGAACGUUUCCGAAAGAUGCAGGGAAAUUGA
Molecule: messenger RNA, 1908 nt
Organism: Penicillium diatomitis
Lineage: Eukaryota; Fungi; Ascomycota; Eurotiomycetes; Eurotiales; Aspergillaceae
Product: putative C2H2 finger and ankyrin domain protein
Exons: 2
Coding region: 1-1908 (635 amino acids)
Molecular function (GO): protein binding
Source: RefSeq, a predicted model, not a curated record